This is a messenger RNA of Penicillium hordei, 549 nucleotides long. RefSeq names its product MARVEL domain-containing protein. The coding region runs from base 1 to 549 and encodes 182 amino acids. The record is from RefSeq and is a predicted model, not a curated record. NCBI's taxonomy places the organism in Eukaryota, Fungi, Ascomycota, Eurotiomycetes, Eurotiales, Aspergillaceae. The transcript has a single exon. Gene Ontology annotation, cellular component: membrane.
AUGGCCGAGAACAACGGCCUCGACUACAUCGUGCGAGGGCUGCAGCUGCUCUUUGCCCCCAUCGUCAUUGGAACAGACGCCUACGGUACGUACCGCGAACUCACCCUUAAAGCCUUACGAGUACUGACCCCGAUAGCGAUUCACGUGUUUCAUGGACACGAUGACCACGUUGACUCGCCCGUCUUUGACGGUGACGCCACCCUUCAUGUCGGUGUCCCUGCUGCAUGGAGUUUCUUGAUGUUCUGUGCCGUCUGGACGGUCCUGGUCGUCGUCUGGCACUUCGUCGAGCCCGGCCUCGCAAGUCGCCCGACGAUUAGAUACGUUAGUAUCCUCGCCGAGGCCGUGGCUGUCCUCUCGUGGCUCGCCGGCUUCAUUGCCGUGGCUGUCAACGUUUCGACGACCGAUGCCUGCUCGUCCGGACAAAUUUCGUGCGCGGAGCUCAAGGUGGCGACGGCUUUUGGUGCGUUCGAAUGGCUGCUGUUCAUGAUUACCGCAAUCCCGGCUCUCACGUCCUUGUUCAAUAACCCGAAACGGGUCAGUUCCUCAUGA